Molecule: messenger RNA, 2308 nt
Organism: Heterobasidion irregulare TC 32-1
Lineage: Eukaryota; Fungi; Basidiomycota; Agaricomycetes; Russulales; Bondarzewiaceae
Gene: gor8
Product: GMC oxidoreductase 8
Exons: 10
Coding region: 199-2034 (611 amino acids)
Molecular function (GO): flavin adenine dinucleotide binding; oxidoreductase activity, acting on CH-OH group of donors
Source: RefSeq, a predicted model, not a curated record
CAGGACCAAUCGCGGGGAUCGUAGACCGGCUGUUUCCGUUAUGUAAUGCGUCUGACUUGUUUCCGGUCCACACAUGCAGCGACCGCUCUGUACCCCAGAGGCCAUUAAAGAGCGCAACGGUAUAAAAGAUGGUAGUAGAUCGGUCUCCAGCAACCGUCUCUUUUUCUUUCCCUUUCCCUCUUUCUAGACUGACGACCAAUGCGGUCUUUACUUCCUCUCCUUUCCCUUAUACAUCUGGCUUUGGCCGUCCCAAGUCAACCUCUACAGAAGCGCGCGCACGGUGUAGUCUCGGAUCCUUCUGCUGCAGCGGGACACACCUACGAUUAUAUUGUCGUGGGAGCCGGCCUUACUGGAACCACGGUCGCCGCACGCCUAGCAGAGAACUCAGAGAUAAAGGUCCUACUUGUGGAAGCGGGCGAUGACAACCGAGAUGAUUCCCGGGUUUACGACAUCUACGCGUACUCACAAGCCUUCGGAACUGAACUUGACUGGGCUUGGAGUACCGACCAAGGUAAAACCAUGAGAGGCGGCAAGACUCUUGGUGGAAGUUCCUCCAUCAACGGAGGACACUGGACGAGAGGUAUGAGUUCUCAGUACGACGCCUGGUCCACUCUACUUGAGAGCUCCGAGUCCAGCGUUGGCUGGAACUGGGACAACUUGUGGGGUUACAUGAAGAAGGCCGAAGCGUUCUCCGCUCCCAACGACCAGCAGCGUGCUAAGGGCGCUAAUGACGUCGAUUCGUAUCACGGAAGUAAUGGCCCCGUCCAGGUCACCUACCCUGACCUCAUGUAUGGCGGCCCUGAGCAACCGAAUUUCGCGAAGACUGUCCAAGCUGUGACGGGUAUAAAGCUUUUACCUGAUAUUAAUGGUGGUGAUUCGAAUUGCGUAUCAUUCACCCCAGUGUCCCUCAACUGGCACGAUGGAGACCAUCGAUCGUCUGCUGCAACUGCAUAUCUUUCACCCGUAGAAGACCAGCGGAAAAAUUGGCUGACCUUGGUCAACAACCAGGUUACGAAGAUCCUAUUUGCCGACGGUAGCACUGCCCCGCACAGGGCAACCGGUGUCGAAUACGGCUCAUCAGACGGUGCUCGUUACACUGCCUAUGCUCGACGGGAAGUGAUUAUUGCUGCGGGUGCUAUCCAGACUCCAGCCUUGUUGCAAUUGUCUGGCAUCGGUGACUCUGCUCUGCUCAGUAAGAUUGGGGUCAAUACGCUUAUCGAUCUCAAGACCGUUGGACGUAACCUCCAGGAGCAGACAAUGAACUCUCUUGGUGCGCACGGGAAUGGGUUCGAUAAAGGUGGAAACGGGCCGUCGGGUGUGAUUGCAUACCCGAACCUCAACCAAGUUUUCGGAUCCUCCGCGGCCGCUGUUGCGCAGAAUAUCACGAACUCUUUAAAUGAAUGGGCGGUAUCUCAGGCAUCUUCCGCUCUUUCUGCAGAGGCGUUGGAAACCAUUUACAAGGUACAGGCCGACCAAAUUAUCAAUCACAAUGCCCCCGUCGUCGAGCUGUUCUAUGAUACCGGAUACCCUGAUGAUUUGGGCAUCGACAUGUGGCAGCUGCUUCCCUUCAGCAGGGGGACUGUCUCCAUCACGAACGCGAACCCCUUCACGAAGCCAGCGGUCAAUGUCAACUACUUUGGCGUCCCUUGGGACCUCGAUGUCCAAAUCGCUGGAGCACGUCUGUCGCGCAAAAUUCUCAGCAGCUCACCGACCAGUUCUCUAUCCACCGGCGAGACACACCCUGGCUACUCUGUCGUCCCAAACGACGCGAUCGGUGGCUCAGACGACGCAUGGAAGAAGUGGAUCCUGGACACCCAAGCUGGCUUCGCCGCCGUUUCACACCCAAUCGGCACAGCAAGCAUGAUGCGGCGUGACCUCGGAGGCGUGGUGGAUGCCCACCUCAUCGUUUACGACACUGCCAACUUGCGAGUCGUCGAUGCAUCGGUACUGCCGCUGCAAGUGAGCGCGCAUCUCUCAAGCACACUGUACGGCGUCGCGGAGAAGGCGGCUGACCUCAUCAAGGCUGCGCAGUGAGGGAUGUCUAAGGACGAUUUUAUGGCCGCCAUUGACGCUUUCCGUUUGUUCGGUGUGCUGCUUUACUUAUCAAUUCUGCUUUCCAAGUUUGGUAUGUUGUCCGUGAAAACCGCUACGCUGUGCUCCAUAUUUGUAUCCUACAUUCCCUCAAGUUUCAGCUCCAUUGAGCGACUCGGACCUACUCGGGCCUCGACACUUGCCACUAAUUGACUCGCACAUUAUUUAUCGCACACUCCUUGCCGAAUACCCAACUGCCACUUUCCCAUACACCCCG